Messenger RNA from Cuculus canorus (common cuckoo), 4226 nucleotides. It is a transcript of the gene BBS4, whose product is annotated as Bardet-Biedl syndrome 4. Gene Ontology annotation, biological process: protein localization to cilium; cilium assembly. Gene Ontology annotation, cellular component: ciliary basal body. The record is from RefSeq and is a predicted model, not a curated record. NCBI's taxonomy places the organism in Eukaryota, Metazoa, Chordata, Aves, Cuculiformes, Cuculidae. Gene Ontology annotation, molecular function: protein binding. The transcript is spliced from 15 exons. The coding region runs from base 1 to 1695 and encodes 564 amino acids.
AUGCCCUCUUUUGGGAUUUUCCAGUUGUCCUUUCUCACUAUUUUGUUGAACAGAUCUUCCAGAAACCUUGCCUGGUGCACUGAAUACUCCUCUUUUCUGUCUUUUCAGGUUUCUUCAAUGCCAGUGGCAACAGAACCUCCAAAACCCAAGCCUAAAAAAGCAUCAGAUUUACCACCCCUGGAGAGGAGGAACUGGUUGAUCUAUCUUCUGUAUGUUCGCAGAGACUACGAUGAGUGUAAGGCUGUCAUCAAAGAGCAGCUCCAGGAGUCCCAUGGGCUGUGUGAAUAUGCAGUCUAUGUUCAAGCUUUGAUAUUUCGCUUGGAGGGGAAAAUUCAAGAAUCUCUUGAACUUUUCCAGACAUGUUCCAUUCUGAACCCUCGAAGCGCUGACAACCUCAAGCAGGUGGCACGAUCACUGUUUCUUUUGGGGAAACACAAGGCGGCCAUUGAAGUGUACAAUGAAGCAGCAAAACUUGAUGAAAAGGACUGGGAGAUCAGCCACAACCUGGGUGUGUGCUACAUGUACCUGAAACACUUCAACAAGGCACGAGACCAGCUGAACCAUGCCCUGGAGCUCAACAGGCACGAUCUGACUUACAUGAUGCUGGGGAAGAUUCACCUACUUGAGGGGCAGACGGAUAAAGCUAUUGAAGUCUAUAAGAAAGCUGUAGAGUUUUCUCCAGAAAACACAGACCUUCUUACGACACUCGGGAUCCUUUACUUGCAGCGUGGGGAUCACCAGAAGGCUUUUGAACACCUUGGAAAUGCGCUCACUUAUGACCCAAGCAACUACAAGGCGACCUUGGCAGCUGGCAGCAUGAUGCAGGCUCACGGUGAUUUUGAUGUUGCCCUCUCCAAAUACAAGGUGGUAGCCAGCAGUGUGCCUGAAAGCCCUCCGCUGUGGAACAACAUUGGGAUGUGCUUCUUCGGGAAGAAGAAAUAUGUAGCUGCUAUCAGUUGCUUGAAGCGGGCAAACUACUUGGCUCCUUUGGACUGGAAGAUUUUGUACAAUUUGGGGUUAGUCCACCUCACGAUGCAGCAAUACGCCUCUGCGUUCCACUUCCUCAACGCUGCAAUCAGCUACCAGCCCAAGAUGGGAGAGCUGUAUAUGCUUCUUGCAGUUGCUCUGACCAACCUUGAAGACAUUGAGAAUGCAAAACGUUCCUACGAGCAAGCUGUGCUGCUGGACAAGUGCAACCCCCUCGUCAACCUGAACUAUGCUGUCCUGCUAUAUAACCAGGGUGACAAGAAGGGAGCCCUCUGCCAGUACCAGGAGAUGGAGAAAAAGGUCAAUGCAGCAAAGGAGAGCAAUGCUCUUGACUUUGACCCUGAGAUGGUGGAGGUUGCCCAGAAGAUGGGAGCUGCCCUGCAGGUGGGGGAAAGCCUGGUCUGGACCAAGCCUUCUAAAGAGUCUAAAUCCAAGCAGCGAUCCGCUCCGUCGGGGAAAUCCUCCAGCGCUCAGCAGCCUUUGGGCUCUAACCAGGCCCUGGGUCAAGCCAUGUCCUCAGCUGCGGCAUAUGGAAAAAGCACACAGCUUCCCCCAGGUGCUGGAGCAUCAGCUCCGCUUGCAAAGCCUCCCUCGCUACCUCUGGAACCAGAAGUGGGUUCAGAAUCGAGCCCCGAGGAGACCUCGACACCAACAGGGACUGAGGAGCAGAAGAAAGAAAAACGCAAGAGCCAGCAGACAGUGGACUAGGAUGGAUUCUGUUUGGGCAAGACAGGUGCAGGAGCAUCUCCAGAGCUGCCUCUCCUCUGACCCACAGUGGCUUCACCCCACUGUCAGUUAGUCUAAAUGAGCUGUUUCCUGUUUAUGGUUUUAGCACGUGGUCUCUACCUUGUCCCAAGCAGUCAUUGCAGCCAUCAGAAGAGGUUUCUGCAUAGCUGUCAGUGUGAUCACAUUGUACUACAGGAGAUCGGAGAUCCUUCUCUCCACAGGGUUUUUCAUCUUCAAUGUUGGGGUGCAAGUCCUCCAGCAGGAUGGUGAGGCAUCCAGUAUGUCCAGAAAAGCCAGCAGCAGUGACUUAGCACCCUGGACCCCAAAGAGGAUCAACCCCUUCCAGCGGCUGAACCUGUAAGUGCUGAGGAAGCCCUGCACAGGCUGUAGGGAGGUCAGUGGGAACCCUGGAAAGAGAAUGAAGGUAGUGCCCCUCGCCAGGGUGAGUGCCGAGCAAUGGGCCAGGCUGCGGACCAGCUCAGGGCAGGACUUCGCAAAUGCUUUCUCAAGACUGAGGAAGCCAACACAGCUGGGAGCUGUUAUUCUUGAGCAGGGCAUCAGCCACAGGGCGUGCGAGGCAUUUUUAAGACGCACACUUUCCUUAGUGAUGGCAGUUGUGAAAUGGGGAGCUGUGUAGCAGAGGUGAGCUGGUUUCUCUUGCUCUUCUGGAAGCAUUUGAGCUGCAGCAGCAAACCAGUCUGCAAACUCCUAAUUGUUUGCAGAGAAACUGGUAGCGGAUGAGCGUCAGUGAAGCUCUGCUCGUGUGAUCAGAUUUCUUCCUUGAGAAUUUGUAUUGCUCAGCAUGCAGGCAAAAAUUGGUUUGCAGGAAAAAAAAUGAACAAGCUUUUUGGAAAAGACAGUGCGGGCAGCUUCAAUGCUAGAUGUAAAUUGUUUUAGUACGAGAGCAGCCAGGUUCUGAAUAAUUCAGUUGUGCCCUCCUUACAGCCGCAUUUUAGGAGAAAUCAUUUGUGCUCACUGCAAGGCGGCAGAGCAGCCCACUGGUAAGCAGAGACCAUGUGAUACCAGAGAUGCUUGGAAAAUGUGUCUGGCCUUGAACAGCAAAGUCUCAGCCUCCACCUGCCUUUUCUCUGCUGCUGUCAGUUUGUUGCCUCUGGGGUUUAGCCAGAGCUUGGUACAACUCCUCAGAACCACUGUUCUUGGGAGCUAAAGGUGGGACAGGCCCGCCAUGCUUCACGUAAAGGGCCUGUGUCUAGGCUGAGUGUGGUGUUUCUCAUCCUCCCCUCUGGAUACCCAGAAGUACACAAAGCUGUCGGUGGUGUGGAGCUUCAGAUCGGAAUUUUCCAAACAGAAUGCACAGCUGAAGCUUCAGAGUUCAGUGUAUUUGCUGGUUAAGCUACUUAGCUUUAAAAAAUGCAUUUCCUACUUUCAGUUUUGCCCUGUUGUGUUGUAUCUCUCCAUAAUUAACAAGUCCAACAGAGCAAGGUUGGUAAUGGAAACUUCUCUCCAGCAGUAAUGUCAAAGCAGAGUGACCAAGGCUCUGGAUACAUUAGCACACUUCAGCUGUGCUUUGGGGUUGGCUGCUGUUAUCCAGAAUGACAUUAAUGCAUCUUCAGAGCACAAGCAGGAACUAAAGUGCUAUCCUACUCCCUGGAGAACACUAAAAGAGUAGGAACCCUCCACUUUCUCCUCUGUUUUGAUUGCCGAAACUGGCUGCUUAUCUCAAAUGUGGCUUUUUUCCCCCAGCUGUCCUCUGCGGAUGGGUUUCUAUGGGCACAGCUUCAGGGUAGCUCUCCUGGAAGGCUUCCCCCGUGCUACGAGUCGAUGAAAACAGAGGAUCUUCUGUGGAGCACAGGCAAAUUUAAACAAACCAGGCAGGAGGCAGUGUAAACUAGGUACAGUGCAGAGAUUUUUAUUCACGUUAAACUUAGACUGAAAGCUCCUACAGUGUAACAGUGCCCAUGAAGAAGGGGUUAUGGUUGCAGAAUAAGGGAGGGCAGGGUGUGGGAAGCCUUUACCUCAGCCCCAGAUCUUUCGUUCCAAACAGUUUAUUCUGAUAGCAAUCAAUUGCUAUAAUCUUUCAGUCUUAUCAGAAAGGCGUUCAAGCCACGACAGUCCCAAUACAAAGACCAGUGACCAGAACAGUAUGGCUACAGGUAGGUGAGUGCCAGCACUGCUAAGUCAGAAAGGUUCUCCUCCAUCUGCUCCUGACCUUUUGUUUUGAUUUUACUGGCUGCGAAAUAGACAAGUGAAUUCAGACUGCAGCACAAUGAAACUCCUUCACUCUACUCAAUAGAUGGAAGCAGCCCUUGUCCCACUGCUGUUCUCAGCUUACAGAGGCAAGAAGCAAUCCGAGAUCUCUCUCACCCAGCCCCGCUGCUGUAAUUCAUUCCUUCUUGGCUGUUAGAAUGCUUUUACAGGGUGCGUUACACAUCAGUACAUGGAGUGGACUAUAGUCAGAGGUAGUGUGAAGGUAUUUAAAAUAAAUACGUAUUUUGGUGAAAAGCUUAUGCAGAUAAUGAACUGAUUUUACUAUGAAAAGAAGCAGUAGCACC